Molecule: messenger RNA, 1485 nt
Organism: Impatiens glandulifera
Lineage: Eukaryota; Viridiplantae; Streptophyta; Magnoliopsida; Ericales; Balsaminaceae
Exons: 3
Coding region: 1-1485 (494 amino acids)
Molecular function (GO): acetylglucosaminyltransferase activity
Source: RefSeq, a predicted model, not a curated record
AUGCCUUCCAAAUCCAUUAAUAUUCCUUCAAACUUUAAUACUCAAUCUGUUCUUGGAUUUCCAUCUCCAUCUUUCCUUUUGAAUCUAUGUAAAAUCUUGGUUGUUGCAGGAUUACUCCUUUCCUCAUUCUCCUUCUUUAUAAUCAACAUUAAUCCAAGUUGUUCUCAUGUCUCAACAAAUUCAUUAUCCAAUCCUUUACAAAAUAUAGUGGUCGCUCCUCCUGCCCCCGAUCCCCCAACCGACAUUGGCGACCUUGUUUUCGGUUUGGUUGGGUCUGUCAAUGCCUGGCCUACUAGAAGACACUAUAUUGAAUCAUGGUGGGUCACCAAUCUCACACGAGGAUACAUGUUUCUCGAUGUUCCUCCCCCGGAGAAGCUCUUGCCUUGGCCUUCUACUUCCCCUCCGUAUCGUGUUUCCGAGGAUAAUUCGGAAACCAUCUUGAAAUUCACCAAGCAGAAUGAUACCAUGGUUAGGAUUGCUCGGAGCUUGUUGGAGACUUUUAAACAAGGGGAUAAAGGGGUGAGGUGGUUUGUUAUGGGGGACGAUGAUUCGAUCUUUUUUCUAGAGAAUUGGAUCGAGUUGUUGAGGAAAUACGAUCAUAAUAAGUAUGUUUACAUCGGUGGGCAUUCGGAGAGUGUGUUGCCGAAUUUUAUACAUUCUUUUGAGAUGGGUUUUGGUGGUGCUGGUGUUGCUUUUAGUUAUCCUCUUGCUCAAGCUUUGGUUCCAAGAUUGGAUGAAUGUAUUAAGAGAUAUCCACAACUUUAUGCUGCUGAUCAAAUGUGGCAAUCUUGUUGUGCUGAUAUUGGAGUUUUCUUAUCUCCACAAAGGGGUAUUCAUCAGAUUGAUUUGCAUGGAGACAUAUCAGGGCUUUUAUCAGCUCACCCGCCGGUUCCCAUUAUUUCACUCCACCACCCCGAGAAGGUAAACCCUUAUUUUCCCAAGUUAGACCGGAAAGACUCCGUGAAUCACCUAAUGAAGGCAGCGAAAGUGGACCAAUCGCGCCUUCUUCAACAAAGCGUGUGCUACAAUAGGGAGAACAGUUGGUCCUUUUCGGUGGCUUGGGGCUAUUCCGUUCACAUAUAUGAGGCAAUGUACCCAAUGAGCAUUCUACAAAAGCCAUUAGAAACCUUCAAACCUUGGGUGAUAAAGAACGUAGUCCCGCCUUUCUUCAUCUUUAACACGAGAUGGCCAGUUCGAGAUCCUUGUUUGGCUCCUCAUGUUUUCUAUAUGGAGUCGAUUGAGGAUGGUGCCGAGGAUGAUUUGAUCGUGACCACAUACAAGCGAGAGGGACCAAGAGGGUUGCAUGCUUGUUUGGCUAAUGGGAACCAUUCUGCUGAUUAUGUAUCCAACAUUAGAGUUUACUCUUCAUCUACAAAGCUUAAAGGGGAAAGUAGAAGAGAUUGUUGUGAUGUUGUAAGUUUGGAUGAAUCAAACUUAGUUGAGAUCAAAUAUAGGGAAUGCUUGAAGGAUGAAGUUGUUGCUUGA